AUGGCACCCGAGACGAUUGGUCGGCGACCAGGGGUCCAGUGCGUGUCCUUCUCUGGUACCAGCCCGAUCACGAUCCACAAUGGAGCGGUAAGCAUCGACUUGGCAGGAGGUGGUGCUCUUGCUGUUGUACGGGUUCAUAUAGAUCAACUUCCACUUCAAAUCAAGUACAUCGCCGUACUGUGCCGGCGGAGUCCUGAUGGCCAUCCGUUGUCUGAGGCUGCCAAGUCAAUGAAUUAUUACGUCGGUUAUGAAGGAGUAGGCGAGGAGGAGCCUUUGGUCACGGUCGAGGAGGUUCCCUUUUCUGAAAGCGAUGUGGACUGGUUCGUCAUCGGAGUGCUCAUUGUGGACAGAGACGCUGCUGGACAGGUCAUGGCUGUAUAUGCGCGCAAUGUCUGCUCCUUCCCACAAGAAAUGGGGGAGGUCGACACGCAGCUCCAAGGGCUAAUCGAAGACACUUCGGAUGAGGUCGGGCAGAAUGCUCACGGGAGUCACUACGGUGUGCCAGGAAUGGAACUUCCAUUCCUUAUGGAAGGUGGUCUUAGUGAUAUUGUACAGUAG
Molecule: messenger RNA, 558 nt
Organism: Perkinsus marinus ATCC 50983
Lineage: Eukaryota; Perkinsozoa; Perkinsida; Perkinsidae
Exons: 8
Coding region: 1-558 (185 amino acids)
Source: RefSeq, a predicted model, not a curated record